CUAACCAUGUGAAUAUAAUUGACCAAUCAGAGUCGAGCAGUAUUCGAGUUUGAAAACAUGGCGGAAAAAGAGGGCACAAACAGCAAGUCUGCGGCAGAGCUACGUUUGGAGCAGCUACAGAAGUGGCGUGAGGCUAGAGGUCGGCAGCACAAGCCGGGAAGGGAACCCCUGACUCCCGGUAUUAUACAACACGGCACCAAGGCCAACCUUCCACCCUCAAGGACAACCUCUACCAAGAAAUCAUCUGCUGUCAAAAGAAAACAGAAGGAAAAUGCAGCACAGGAAGACAGCUAUCUGGAGAGGUUUGAGCAGUGGCGUAGUGAGAAGAAAAAGAAGCAAGAAAGGGAGAGUACAAGCAAAAGACCCCCGUGGCGGCCGUGCAGUGCCAGUAAGACUAACCUGCUCUCCCAGCCCCUGACAAGGUGCUGUAACCACCACCACGGGGCUACAACCCGCAGCAGGAAGAGACUGGCCAUGGACGCAGGGGCUGCAGCUGGUCCUGGUGCUCAGAACAGCGCCAAGGAUCAGGACAACCAAAAACUGCACAUUGAGGACAACCAAGAAGUCAUGCCACUGGCACACAAUGAUGUGGACAACACUGCAGAACUACAACCAUUGGAAAAUGUCGACAUUGAGUUCAACCAGGACAACCUUGCAAAAUUCGGCAAUGAUGGGGACAACCACGAGGAUCCAGAAAACAUGAAAGAACUGCAACCACCUGUGAACAACAUGGAGAACAACCAGGACAACUUCAAAGAGUUUGAUCCAGAAGUCAUUCCCCAGCUUGGUAUCCUGGAGAACAACCAAGAAGAUAUUCCAGUAGAAGAAGAGGAGGAGGAGGAUGGAGCUCAACCUAACCACAUGGCAACUGAGCAUGAUCUAAGUCAGGACAUGAAGCAGGUAACUUUUGAAGAACAGUUCACAGAACUAAGCAGUCCAGGUGCUGAAGACCUGACAGAUGACACCACAGCACUCCCUCCUCACCCAGAUGCCCUGAAUGUUCCUGAAACUGAAACUGCAGCCAACACAGCUGUGACACCACUCAUACAUGUUACUGAUGGGGAGGCUGGUCUAAACAUGGAGAAUGGAACUGACAGUCAAGAGGAUGAUGACGACUUAGACAUCAUAGCAGCAGCAGCAGCUGUACCAAAGAAAAUGUCGAUGAGACAAAAGCUAGAACAGUGGCUGAAGGAAAAGGGGAAGACACCAUCCAGGUUCAACAGUAUCCUGACCUUCAGGACCCCGGCUCCAGGGUCUGCCCGGAGGAAGCUGAGGAAACGGAGAAGUGCUGCGCCCUUCUGGCCAGGCCUGGAGCAUGCUGGGAAGGAAGAGGAGCAUGCUGGGAAGGAUAUAGUGACCUUGGAGUUGGAAGCCAUCUUCCGGGAGUGUAUGUCUGCAAUUGAUGAGGGUUACCCAUCAGACAACAUCAGCGGUAUCCUGGACACUGUGUUCAGCUCCAUCCCCCAGUGUGUGCAGCACUCCCAGUACUGGCUGUGCCGGGCCAGGCUGGCCGAGGCGCAGGGGGACGACCACCGUGUGGUGUCCAUGUUUGAGAUGGCCGUGACAGCUCAUGCUGAGCCCUAUGAAGACAUCAAAGAUGCCCUGACAGCCUUUGUGUUGAGGAAAGAGGCAGAGCUGUCUCAGAGUCCGCAGGCCCCAGAGGAUAUAGAUGGGAUAGAUCACGUGCAGCCUACAGUUUUGUUCAAGACCCCGAGAAGGAGAUCUGCCUUCCCCAGGUUAGACCAGGGAGCAGCGUUUGACUCCUCCAUGAAGAUGUACUCAGUCACACCACUCUUUAGAAGGGCCCAUGGAGUGCUCAGGAAAGCUGCGGCAGUCCCGGUAGCAAAGGUGGCUCCGAUCGUGGUGACCCCGGUGCGCCGCUCGGCCCGGAUCCACCGUGCCUCCGCCCUCCAUCCGCCAGCGCUGCGUGAACAUGAUCCCUGCGUGUCGUCUCUCGCAGACGUGGCCGAGGACGAGUUUGUCCUGCGAGCCAACAAGGCGCUGGUAAGAGAGUCCUCUGUGGUGAACAGUGAUGACAGUGUACUGAGGUGUCCGUGAAGUGGUACAGUUUCACUGCACAAAUCCUAUCUUUGAGCACAUCUUUAGCUAAACUUUAUGCAAGUGAAGAAACAAAACAUAUAUGUGUGUUUUAAGGUGUUCUUAUUCCACUUAGAGAAUAGAUUUUGUGCAAUGUUUGUCUCACUGGAAAAGGAGAUAACAGAAUGGAGAAAUACAAGACUUACAUUGGACUCUGAACUGGUGAACUGCAUAAUCACCGUGGUUUACUGCAGUUUGAGUAACUUGAUGAUGUUCCCUUUUAACUAUGAAUUUGAUGUAUGUCGUCAUAAGUACUAGUAGUAUGCCCGUUUUUAAGGUCUUAGUAUAUUGAUAUGAAAUGAAAUACAAGUAUGUUUGCAAAAUUUAUCAAAGCUCUAAAGGUUGAAUUGCCGAUCAGUGCGAUCACAGACAUUACACACAGGCUUGUGCACAUUUACUGAAAUAUUACUGUUUUUCCUUAUAUUCUGCUUUAUAUUCAACAACAUUUGCUAUUAUUACACUUUCUCUGUGAUGUUUGAAAGAAGAAUGUCUAAAUCCAUAAACAGAUAACAUGUAUAUGAAGAGAUAUAUUAUUAGAACAUAGCUGCAGAUGAUGUAUAUGUUGUACAUGUAGUCACAACCAAUUAGACCUUACGGUUAGUAUUACAUCCCAUAAGAACAUCUGUAGCAGUUGCUUUGCCUUGUACUGAAAGUAGACAGUGUAAGACCAGUUAUGUGUUAUCUGUAAGCUGGCAGGGACAAGCUAGGGUGUAGUGAUUAGGGUUUGGCCUGUACAUGUCCCAUGUGUCUGCUUGAUCCAGAUAAUCCCACUUUCCUCGGUCUGGAUCCGCUGUAGGGGUGCUGGGAUUUAUCUGGUACUAGCAGCCAUCCAUGGGACUAUGGCCUGCCUGUGUAGUUGCUGCUUUAAGCACUUGGAAAUACACAAAUGUACAUGCUUCUAGAACAUACAAAUGAACUUGAUCUAUAAUAUUUUAUGCAAGCAUUUCAUUAUUCCACAAUACUUUAUCUUGUGUAUUGAAUUGCUUUUAUUGAAUGGCUAAACGUUUGGUCAGGGUAUAGAUAAGUAACUUUUAGUACUACUGAGGUUCCUUUAGUUUAUACCGUAAAAUAUUCUAGACUUAGUCAUCACUUCGUGCAUGGCAUACUACUAUUUUUAGAAUGA
This is a messenger RNA of Branchiostoma belcheri (Belcher's lancelet), 3220 nucleotides long. RefSeq lists its product as uncharacterized. The record is from RefSeq and is a predicted model, not a curated record. The coding region runs from base 58 to 2058 and encodes 666 amino acids. Gene Ontology annotation, cellular component: centrosome; cytosol; mitotic spindle. NCBI's taxonomy places the organism in Eukaryota, Metazoa, Chordata, Leptocardii, Amphioxiformes, Branchiostomatidae. The transcript is spliced from 10 exons.